UUCCAACAUCUUUAACGGAUGCCGCGUUGUUGUCACGUUUAUGAGUAAACAAGACAUUCAGCUCAUUAUCAGUCUUUGACACCUCUAAACAACGAGCUAGACACGGUAUCGUUCAGCAAAGACUAGCUAGCUAAAUCCAUCUCUUCUGCAGCUGGACACCAAUAACCGACAUGAGAGGAUCCAGCUCCGCCAGUUCCAGAAGAAGCCACCGCCGGUACCACACCACGGCCCCCAACUCCCAGGUGGAUGAAACCCUGUUUGGCAGCCCAAACCCGUUGGACAAACGUGGAAGCUUAGCCACCAGUGCUCCAAAGAAUCAGCCCCAGAAGAAACAAGAAGGAGAGACUAUUCAAUUAGUCACCAAAGACCUCAUCCGCAAUCUCAGGAUCCCAUUUAAGGAUCCUUCAGGAGAGUCCAUCAUACUCCCAUUAUCUGAGUUUGAGCGGAUCACGUCAACGUCCCGGGUUCUCACCAAGGAGGAGAGGGAGGCCCUGAAGGAGGCUUAUCAGAGAAAGAAAGAUGAGGAAAUUAGAGCUACAGAGGAAAGGAAGCGUCAAAUCCAUGAAGCAGACCUGUCCCGUAAGGAGAACAAGGCACUGACCGAGCUGGAGCUAGAGGCCCGGGACCGAGCGCAGGCAUUGUUGGAGCGGGCCAACGCCUUAAGGAUGGAGCAAGAGGAGGAGAUCAAACAGUUCAACUUGCUGAUUCUGGGUGCUCAGUGUCAAGCCACACGGGACUUCCAGAUCCAUGAGAAGAAACAGAUCCAGGCGGAGUUGUCAGAGGAGGAGAAGCGUCUGGAUGCCGGGAUGGAAGUGGAGCGCCGCAAGGCCUUGGAGACCGUGGAGCAGAUUGAUGAGCUGCGCAAACAGCAGAGGAUCAGGGGAAGGCAGCAAAUUUGCGACCAGAUCCAGCAACAUCUGGAGGAGAAGCAAAUGGAAGACGAGGCGAAAGAGCAGGAGAAACAGCAGACACGAGAGAAGCUGGAGAAAAUGAACCUGGAAGACCUCAAGGCCCUGGAGAAGAAGAGGGAGGAGCAGCAGCGUCUGCAGGAGGAGAUCAUGAGUAUGAAUACCAAGGCCGUGCGGGCCAAGGAGCAGAGGAGAGAGGAGGAGAAGCUGGCUGACCUGAGAGAUAAGGAAUACACAAGAAAGAAAAUGGAGCGAGACGCAGAACAUGAAGAAGAGCAGAGACGAAUCAAGAAGGAGAAGGAGUUGGAGAUUGCCAGGCUGAGGGCUCGGCAAGAAAAGGCAAAAGACUACAAGGCAGAUCAGGAUGAGCUCCGAGCUCGGAGGAACCAAGAAGCCUCAGACAGAGAGUGGAGGAGAAAAGAGAAAGAGCUGAGUGCAAAGAAGGGGCAGGAGAAAGAGGUGCUGAUGGCGGCUCUCAUGGAGCAGAUUCACUGCAAAGACCACCACCUGUCGAUCGAGGCCGGCCGGGAGAAAGCAGAGUUUGAGAGGGUGCUGAAGGCGCAACAGGAAGCCAUCAUCAAACAGAAGGAGGAAGAGGAGAAGCAGCGUCAGAAAGCACUACGUCACGCAGAUUCCAUCCGAACUCAGGUGAAGGAACACGUGAUCUCAGCCAUGGCGAAGCGCAGAGAGACCUUCAAGGAGGCCGACCAGAUGAUGGAGGAAGCCCGGCUGAGACGCAUACGCCUUGAUGAGAUCAAAGAGAGGAAGCUGAAGGAGCUCAAAGCUACAGGGCUCCCUGAAAAAUACUGCAGUGAAGUGGAAAGGAAGGGUCGGACCUGUGCUCUCUGAUUCACUCACAACUGGAUUCAAAUACUGCACAUUUUACAGGGUCUCAUUUAAGCAGGAAGAACACGUUUCAAGCACUAAUGUAACUUGAACAUAUAUAAGAAUGUACCAAUAAAUGUUUCUAUUGCACUUUA
Molecule: messenger RNA, 1888 nt
Organism: Sebastes umbrosus (honeycomb rockfish)
Lineage: Eukaryota; Metazoa; Chordata; Actinopteri; Perciformes; Sebastidae
Gene: cfap45
Product: cilia and flagella associated protein 45
Exons: 12
Coding region: 171-1757 (528 amino acids)
Source: RefSeq, a predicted model, not a curated record